This is a messenger RNA of Indicator indicator, 637 nucleotides long. RefSeq names its product adenosine deaminase tRNA specific 2 (gene ADAT2). The coding region runs from base 1 to 546 and encodes 181 amino acids. Gene Ontology annotation, molecular function: zinc ion binding; tRNA-specific adenosine-34 deaminase activity. Gene Ontology annotation, biological process: tRNA wobble adenosine to inosine editing. Lineage: Eukaryota; Metazoa; Chordata; Aves; Piciformes; Indicatoridae. The record is from RefSeq and is a predicted model, not a curated record. Gene Ontology annotation, cellular component: nucleus; cytoplasm. The transcript has 6 exons.
AUGGAGAUGGAGGAGGAGAAGGACGAGGAAGCGGCAACCGUGGCCUUGAUGGACCAAGCCCUCGAUGUGGCCAAGGAGGCGCUGGAGAACGGGGAGGUUCCCGUCGGUUGCCUCCUGGUGUACCAAGGCGAGGUCAUAGGGAGGGGCAGGAACGAGGUCAACGAGACAAAGAACGCUACUCGACAUGCAGAAAUGGUGGUAAUUGAUCAGGUCCUUGACUGGUGCAAGCAGCGCAACAGAGAUUAUACAGAAGUGUUUGCAGACUCGGUGCUGUACGUAACGGUAGAGCCUUGUAUCAUGUGUGCCGCUGCCCUGCGCUUGAUGAGAAUUCCACGGGUUGUAUAUGGCUGUCGAAAUGAGCGGUUUGGAGGCUGUGGCUCAAUUCUGAGCAUAUCAUCUGAUGAUAUGGUAAACACAGGAGAACCAUUUGAAUGCAUUUCUGGCUAUCGUGCCAAAGAAGCAGUGGAAUUGUUAAAAGCUUUCUACAGGCAAGAAAAUCCCAAUGCACCAAAAUCAAAAGUACGGAAAAAGGACCAUCGUAAUUAGCCCUACUGUGACAGGAGACAGAAACUUACCAAAAAUGAUACAUGAAGGUUUUUUUCAGCAUCCUUUUUUAAAAUGAACAGUCCAAUUAAAC